This is a messenger RNA of Rubroshorea leprosula, 1582 nucleotides long. The record is from the annotation of a GenBank genome assembly. Lineage: Eukaryota; Viridiplantae; Streptophyta; Magnoliopsida; Malvales; Dipterocarpaceae.
GCCAAACCUUCACUUUCCAUUUUCCCCUGGCCUCAGAGAGAGAAAGCAAACCAGUCAUGCCUUAAAGAAAGACAGAUGAUCUACCUUACUGCAGUGCCAUCUAACAACAUCACAUUUAAAACUGGCCUCACAAUACAGCUCAAAUUGACAAACAGAACUAGAUAGAAGCAUGAAUUGCCUUCAACACUAGCCAACAACUUUGAAGUCAGUAAGAAGAAGAUUCUACACGCAUAUUACUUUAUAUUGAAGAUAGGAAAGAAUUGUAGAAACAGAGAAGGGAAUUGAGCAUUGUGGGUUUUGAACCCAUGGAGUCCAGAGAAACACAAGAAGAAAACAGAAGGAUAAAUGAUGAGGUGGAGAAGACAAAAAUACGUCCCAUGAGAGCCUUACUUGAAAAACAAGAUCCCUCUUCCAAGGUGCUCUCUUCCUCUUCUGUUUUUUCUCACUGUAAUGCCUGUAACCAAUUCACAAAAAAAUUAUUCACACUGUUAUUAUUGUUGCAAAUGUAACUUGCACAAGUUAUUGCAGGAAGUAGACGAUCUGAUGAUCAGAAGAUUUCUGCGAGCUCGUGACUUGGACAUAGAGAAAGCUUCAGCCAUGCUCCUCAAGUACCUUAAAUGGAGACAAGUGUUUGUUCCAAAUGGUUCUAUUUCUGAAUCAGAAAUCCCAAAUGAGAUUGCUCAGAACAAGAUGUUUCUGCAAGGAAGUGAUAAGAAAGGAAGACCCAUUACAGUUGUUCUUGGAGCUAGACAUUUUCAAAACAAAGUAGAAGAUUUCAAGCGCUUUGUAGUGUAUGGUCUUGACAAAAUAUGUUCAAGGAUGCCUCCAGGACAGGAGAAGUUUGUUGCUAUUGGAGACCUUGAAGGCUGGGGAUAUGCAAACAGUGACGUCCGUGGAUACCUGGCAGCUCUAUCCAUUCUCCAGGACUACUACCCAGAGAGGCUUGAGAAAAUGUUUCUUGUGCAUGCACCACACCUAUUUAUGACAGUAUGGAAAAUCAUUUACCCUUUUAUUGACAACAAAACCAGGAAGAAGAUAGUUUUUGUUGAGAAUAAGAAAUUGAAAUCCACGCUGCUUGAGGAGAUUGAUGAGAGCCAGAUCCCAGAUAUUUAUGGAGGCCAACUACCAUUGGUUCCAAUACAAGACAGCUAAACAUAAACGGACAGUUCUAUCCUUCAAUAUCUAGCUUAGAAUUUCUCUUUUCCUUGCAGUACAGUUGGGACAGCAAGGAAAAGGAAUUAGGGUGUGGAGGGUAUUAAAGUUAUUGCAAGUCAACAAUAACUUGACAUGAUUUCUGGAGAAACAAGGAGACAAUAAAUUCAGAGUCAUGUUUAGGUUAAUCAAUAUUCAAAACUAGCAAUAAGUUUUAUUUCGGUACCCAGAUAUGUUAGCUAUAGAAUAAGGUGACCAAAAUCUCUGCAGAACUUAUAAACAGAGAUGGUAUGCAGUCACGUAGAUCAAACCAUCUGUAAGGAAGUUGCAGAAUUAGGGACAAUCUCAAAUGUAAUGUUCUUAUCUGUGUGAUUGGCAUAUUUAGUGAGGUUUUAAAUUUGAACUUAUAACCCUGCUUAACCUAGACCAC